Ostreococcus tauri is the source of this 2100-nucleotide messenger RNA. Its product is annotated as Ankyrin repeat. Lineage: Eukaryota; Viridiplantae; Chlorophyta; Mamiellophyceae; Mamiellales; Bathycoccaceae. The record is from RefSeq and is a predicted model, not a curated record. Gene Ontology annotation, molecular function: protein binding. The transcript has a single exon. The coding region runs from base 1 to 2100 and encodes 699 amino acids.
AUGAGGAGCUUUCUCAGUUUCAUCCUCACUCGGCGGCGCGCUAUGAAUAAGGCGCUUCUCACGGCGGUUUUUUAUGACCUAAUCGACGACGCGAAAGUUAUAGCGAGAAGUGUCUCCCCAUCCUCGGCUCGGGUCGACGGGCUAGACUCGCUCGCCGUGGCGUUUCUCUCCCCUUACGCCUCGGAGCGCAUGCAAAAGUGGUUGCUCGAGAGCGGAUGCGACCCGUUCGUCGAGCUCGAUGACGGCGUUUCGGCGGCGACGAUCGCGUGCGCGGACUCAAAAGUAUCCGAAGACGUCAUCGAUUUGAUCAUCGCCAGCGCGGGUGACGACGUGGCACGUCGGAUGGUCUUGGUCAACUGCGCCAGAUGUCACGUCAAUCGACACGACUUGUUGGCAAAGCUCAUGAACACGUGCGACGCGGACGACGACUCGACGUCUGAGGUCGUUGAGCGCGAGAUAGCGGACGUACACUGUGGCUUCGCAGCGCCAUUGGGUCGAUGGAACGAGCGAUGGCUGAGAUCAAUCACGAUUUCUGACGGGACGCGAACGCCUCUGCAUUUGGCGGCUUUCGUUGGCAACGCCGAACCGUUUCAACACCUCGACGGCUUACCAAACUCCACCAUAAACGUUCUCGAUAGCAUGGGUAGGACGCCGUUGAUGUACGCGAUUGAUGGAGGACAAAGUCGCGAUUUCAUUCGAAUGCUCGUGCGCGAUUUCGGGGCGAAUGUGAAUUUAUCGGGCGCUCACGGGACAGCUCUCUUACACGCGUGUCGUCGAGGCGAAGCCACCAUCGUGGAGGAAAUUUUGUGCGCACCGGGAGGGGUCGACGUGCAGAAAGCUCAAUUUGCGCUACAUACCGCGUUCGGGUUCUGCGCGGAGGUGCGAACGAUCGAGAUCUUGUGCGACGUCGCUGGAUUGGACGCGCUGAAAUUCGAUCCGGUGCACGGAUGGCCGCCGGUCUUGUUCCUCGCGGAUGCCAUCGCCAGAGACCACAAGAGACAACCAGGACGCGGCGACGUCUUAAGAGAACGAAUGAUCGUGUUGGGAUACGCGCUCUCGUUACACGCGCAAGCCAGGGAUUUCGAGGUUCGAUGCGCGAGUGGACAAACGCUUCUCAUGCUCUCGUGCGCGCACGACUGUGCGCCGCUCGUGCGACGCGUCCUGGAGCUCGCGCCGUCGCCCGAAAAUCUUGCCGCGCUCAUUGACUCAAAGGGCCGAACCGCGUACCACUGGGCGUGCGCCAGGUGCGCAAAGAACGCCUUGGAAGUCCUUCGCGACUUUGGUUUACUGCACGAGCGACUUCGAUCCGUCCGCGACUUUGAGGGCGCCACCGCGGAGGACCUCCUCCUCACCGACGGCGCCGUCAUCCCACAGCAGAAACACCGCUCGUGGCCCGAACCCAUCGACGUCGACGACGCUAUCGACGAAGACCGCAACGUCAACGUCGCCGCCCGCCUCGGCGUCGCGCACGCCAAGUGUUCCGCCGUCUUCGACGUCGACGCGCUUCCUCGAAAACCGCGAACGUGCGCGUGCUGCUUCGCUCUCUCCCGCAAACCAAUGCGAUGUUCCAGGUACGCAUCGAAAGAACGUCUCUUCGCUCGAAUUAACGCUCCGCUACGUGCUAUCGUCGAAUUCGCGCAGGUGCAAAUCCGAAAUCUACUGCUCCGCGCGAUGUCAGCGCCUCCACUGGCGCGAGCACUCCAGCGCGUGCGUCGACGCUCGCGGUCCGACUUUACGAGAAGUGCUCGCGGCGACGCCUCCGGUGUGAUGGUUCACUUGGCGCUCGCGCGUUCGAGCGCGUCGACGCGGUCGGCGAGCGUCGCGCAGCGCGCGGCGAGUCUUUCGUGGCUCGCCAGCACGUCUUUGCGAACGACGAAGAACCCGGCGGCGGAGGCGCACGCGAAGCCGACGGCGAAGCUCGACGCGCGCGCUGCGAACAUGUCGAGUCCGGUGCGGCGAACGCGGCGCGGAGUGGCGCCGAGGCGGGGGCGAUCGGGCGAGAAGAGGCGAGUCGGAACGCCGUCGACGCGUGAGGCGCACGUCGCUCACGACUGUCUCUUCGUCGCGGUAAUAGCUAUGAUUCGUUUUCAUCAUCACUAA